Molecule: messenger RNA, 5621 nt
Organism: Penaeus chinensis
Lineage: Eukaryota; Metazoa; Arthropoda; Malacostraca; Decapoda; Penaeidae
Exons: 27
Coding region: 1-4113 (1370 amino acids)
Biological process (GO): iron ion transport
Cellular component (GO): extracellular region; plasma membrane; recycling endosome
Source: RefSeq, a predicted model, not a curated record
AUGCUUUCAAGGGCCCGCCUUCUCUCUCUCUUAUCUCAUCUCAUCUCAUUCACCGCCUUUUUUCCCCUCUUCCUCCCAGCUCUUCCCGAGAACGAAGUCCGCCGCGUGUUCAUGCUGGUUCACAACGCUUCGAACCCCAGCCCGAAGAGCCUCUGUCACCCGGGGUUCAAUCUCCAGCGGCUCUUCCCCCUCGCCCUCCACCGCCCCCCCUCCCCCACCACUAAGGACAUGCUGCUGAGUGUUCAGAGUCACAUCGAGAUGCUGGCGAGAGAGUGGACGAGCGCCUGCAUCCCCGGCAGGUGGUCUCAGGAUCCUACUACGGAUCGCCAGCUCAAGCGGCGUUACAGUCACCUGUGCAACGCGUGCCCCGGCCAGAACUGCGACGGGGCGGACACCUACGCAGGCUCGGGCGCUCUUACGUGUCUUUUCGAUCGCGUGGCAGAUGCAGCCAUUGUCUCCGACGUCGACUUCCGCAGGCAGAGGGACGUGAAUCCCCAGGUGAAGGACUUAUACCACUUCUGCCGCGUCGGGAACGGCAGCGUGCAGCCCCUCGGACCAGCCACCGUCGACGAUAGGGAGCCGUGCGACUGGGGUCAGCGCCCCCCCUCAGUCCUGCUCACCCCCCCGUGCCGAAAGGAUUCCUGCCAAACCUUGCGAGAUCAGUGGGUCAGCGGGAUCAUUGGCCAUUCCGAGAGCGUGGCCCAGAUCCUUGGCCUUCCUUCGUCCACCAAGUUCGAGGCCAUGGAGACCACGCUUUCGCCCGCGAGGAUGAUUAAGAACGCCGGCUAUAAACUGGGCCGCAGCCUGGUCAAGAACCCCGUCCGCUUCUGCGUGACGAACGAAGCCGAGUUAGCCAAGUGCCGCGACCUGCAGAUGGCGGCGGAGGCGUACGGUGUCGGUGCCAAUGUCGGGGUCGACUGCGCCCUGGACACCAACGACUCGCACUGCUACCCGGACAUCUAUCUUGGAAGAGCUGAUGUCAUCGCCCUUGACGGGGGAGACGUCUAUCAAGUCAGGCAAGAUUAUGGGUUCGACCGCCUUCUGAGUGAAGUGUAUAACAGCACUUCGGGCAGGACGACGUCGUCAUACUACGCUGUGGCCGUGGUGAGGGCAGAAUCCAACAUCACUUAUUUCUCUCAACUCAGAGGUCGGAAGUCUUGCCACACAGGCAUCGGGAAGACCUCAGGCUGGAAGAUGCCCGUGGCCAUGCUUCUGAAGGAGCGGCUGAUCGACCCCCGCCACUGCAACUACAUCAACGCCGUCGCCGAGUUCUUCACGGGAGGCUCCUGCGCGCCCGGAGCCAAAUCCAGCAAGUACAACCCCAACGGCAACUAUGUGGAGUCGCUCUGCCGCCUCUGCAGAGGGGGCACGGACACCCACUGCGUCAGGGGGACCAGUGAGCCCUUCUACUCGUACUCGGGGGCCUUCAGAUGUCUGGUUCAGGGCGGAGGGGACGUCGCCUUCGUCAAGCACACGACCGUCCCAGACCACACAGAUGGACACAGCACUGCUUCGUGGACGAUGGGCCUUCGUUCAGACCAGUUCAAGCUCCUGUGUUCGACCGGAGACCGAGCGGCGGUGACCGAAUAUAAGACCUGCAACCUGGCCAUGGUUCCCGCGCACGAGGUCGUCGUGUCCGGGCGAAUGCGCGAGCCGAGAAAAGCUCUAGUGCGAGAUGUCCUUCUUAGCGUCUCCGAGGCCUUCGGCAGCGCCGCCCCCGGGAGCAAGACCUUCAGUCUCUUCGGGAAGUACCAGGGUAAGCCCGACCUACUCUUCAAGGAUUCGGCUGUGGGAUUAAAGGCACUGACUGAGGACACGACGGAGGAAAGGAGGAAUAAAGAGGACUAUUUUAAAAAGCUUGAUGAAUUGCAUUCUUGUGAAAUCCGCGUGUGUGCCUUGGAGGAUGAGAUGGAGGACUGCGAAGCCAUGGUCGCUGACAUGUGGGCAGAGGGGUACCGCUUCGUCUGCGCCAGUGCUAGGGACAGACUGGACUGCAUGAGGCGGGUGAAGCUCGGCCAAGUGGACAUGUCUCCUCUCCCCGGGCGUUACCUCGGGCUUGAUAACUUCCGCGUCUUCGCCGUCAUGAGGGACCCGGCCUUCGCUGCAGGUGAGUGUUGGCGAGGGUGGCGGAAUGGUGGCGCGGGGAUGGUGGUGGUGGGGGGGCUAAUGAUGAAGAGGAGGAUUACUUUUGUAAUAAUAAUAAUAAUAAUAAUAAUAAUAAAAAACAAAUACUCGUCCAUGUGCUCCAUGUGCAGGAGCAAAAGGUGCGACAAGAACGACGAAUACGCAGGCUACACGGGGGCCCUGCGGUGCCUGACGGAGGGAGGCGGCGACGUGGCCUUCUCGAAGCUGUCGGUGGUGAAAGACUACUUCCAGAACUCUCGCGCAUUCGACUCUGAGGCCUACGGUUUGCUCUGCCGCGACGAUAGAGUGGUGCCCAUCUUCUCUCCUGAGGCUGAGGAGUGUUACUGGGCUGCGCGGCCCUGGGAUGCUUACGUCACCUCGGUUGAUGCUAGCACCCAUUCACGCUCCGUAAACCUACCUCACGCCCACCCGCCCACCUCCCUUUUACAGCUGAAGCGCGAGGGCGUCAUCUCCCCCCCCUGCGACGCCCACCAGUCCGCCCUCGAGCACGAGAUCGCCGGCGUGGCCACGACCUUCAACCGGGCCUGCGUUCCUGGCGACUGGUCGUCCUCGGAGAGCUUUGACAGAGAUCUCAAGAACAAAUACUCGUCCAUGUGCUCCAUGUGCAGGAGCAAAAGGUGCGACAAGAACGACGAAUACGCAGGCUACACGGGGGCCCUGCGGUGCCUGACGGAGGGAGGCGGCGACGUGGCCUUCUCGAAGCUGUCGGUGGUGAAAGACUACUUCCAGGUGGAACUCUCGCGCAUUGAGGCCUACGGUUUGCUCUGCCGCGACGAUAGAGUGGUGCCCAUCUUCUCUCCUGAGGCUGAGGAGUGUUACUGGGCUGCGCGGCCCUGGGAUGCUUACGUCACCUCGGUUGAUGCUAGCGACUCCAAGGCCCAGAAGCUGUUCUCGGCACUGACGCAGGCGAGGCUGAAGGGCGAGGAGAACCUGAAGGCUCGCAAGUGGUACUCCAGCACACUUGGAAUCAAGCAGAACCUUCAGGACAUCUUCCCCAUCUUAGAUAACGUCACCACUCAGGAAUUCUACGGCAAGACACAGAUGAACAUUGUGGAAGCUGAGGAGAUGUGUCCUGAGAAACCCGUGAGGUUCUGCGGGAUACAAGCGGACGAGCUGAGCAAAUGCACAGACUUGGAAGCUGUUCUCAAACUGCGCGGCGUCUCUCCUCCCUUGCAAUGCGUCAUGGGCACCACCCUCAAUGACUGCCUCAACCUCAUCACACGCAACAAGGCAGAUCUAAUGACACUCACUGACAAGCAGAGAUUCAACACGCAUCAAGCAUACAACCUAGUAAGCCUUUUGUCUGAGAACUACGGCCAAGCUAAAGACAGUCUAUACUACCUGUUGGCUGUUGUUUCAAAGUCAUCUGGAAUCAAUUCAACGAGUGACUUGGCUGGUAAAACGUCAUGUCAGAAAUCGAGAAAUGGCACAACAGCUGAUCAAAUUGAUGCCGAACUUAAGGAAUGUCUCAGUGGCUCAAGUGAAUUCUUCCAAAGCUUCAGAGAUGCAUUCGUAUGUCUUAAUUUAGGACACAAGGACGUGGCCUUUGUCAAAUACCCUGCAACUGAACCUACAGACACAGAACAACUUGAGAACUUGGACAGCGACAACUAUCAGCUGCUGUGUCCUGUUGGCGUUGCUCCUGUCCAUGAAGAUCACCUUAAGGAGUGUAAUCUUGGGCGGAUUCCUGCUAAUGUGAUUGUGACACGGCAGACGGAGACAGGAGCUAGCAAAGAGAACAUGAGACACCUGAUGUUGACUGCUGCGGAAAACUUUGGAAAGUCUGAUUCCUUCUUUAGACUUUUUUAUGAAUAUUUCUCUUCAAAGGAUCUUCUUUUCAAGGACCAAACCACAGACCUGAGUGUGCUUUCAGACGAACACUACCAGACUGAGGUUAUGAACAUGUUCUCUAUGGCUUGCAACCUUUAUAGUCACCAUAUUCGCACAAGCUCUUGGCUCAAUACGUAGAAAGACUUUCUUUUGAGCAAUUGUACUCUUAUUUUUCUUCUGGGAACAAAAUCUGGGAUUAUUUAGGACUGUCUUGUCUAGCAUUCUCUUUGGAUACUCCCCUUUCUACUACUUAUUGGGAAGGUCAUAAUUCCUUUUAUUCCUUUUACUCUUUUCUGAACGGAUAUAAGAUUACUUUCCUCAAAGUAAUAUCUGCCUCAAAUAAGGUCAAAGGAAGAGCUAUAGGAUUGUUGGAUGAUGCUAUAACAAAAGCAGAUGUACGACAUUUGCAAUUACUGAAAUUACUCUGAGGCAUUCUGUAUGUUCACUACCUUGUAGGUACUACUGAAAGAUUAAGUAAAAAUUAUAAUUAAAUAAUGUUAUAAAUUCAUGGUAAUGAUAGCCUGAAUCCCCAAGUUUUAUUAUGAUUCUUGUUACAUUCCCAAGUUUGUGUCAUUUAUAAUAAAUUUAUAAUGCUUAAACUGUAUCCAUACAAAGGAAAAGAGCAGUUUCCAGGUUCAAGCUUUGGCCACCACUGGUCUCACUUGUUUUGUAUCCAAACGAGAAGACCAGGUGUAUGCAUUUUGAUGGUUUGCCUACAUUUCCUUGCCUGUGGUGUCAUCUCCACAACCCAUUUUUCAGACGGGUGAAAUACAUGAUUUGAUAACAAUGCUUGGACUGCAAAGGCUCUAACCCAUGUGUGAUACAGCUUUACUUUUUUUUGUAAUUUUUACAAAUGGUGUAGAUAUCAUUUACCUGUUGAUUAAACAUAUAUCGUUUUAUAAUAAACUGAAAUAGCUCUGAAGAUUUGUAAGGGUUAUUAUGAAAAUGAGUAACUGUUGAUAGCUUGCAAACUACUAUAUAUUUGCACAGGUACAUAAAACAAGUAUAAUGCAGUGUCCUCUCCACAUCCAGUGUAAUGAAUGCCAGUUUUAAAUGUAUUUAUAAUACAUGACAAUAUGUGUCAACAGAUACAAGAGUCAAAAAUGGUGGUUCACAAACUGGAAGUGAAGGCGACAUACUGAAUGAUAUAUGAACAAAAAUAUGCUUAGAACCUGUAAGAAAAAUAUAUGAGCUGUAUAGUCAUCAGGAUGUUUAUAUUAAUUAUCUGCUUCUUUGGGGCUGCUAUGUUUCCUAUUAAUUAUUGUUGAAUGAUGUUCAUUCACUAUAUAUGUUAGAUGCAAUAUGUUGUUUGAUAUACACUGAUAUACAUUCACAAGGAAGAACUGUGCAUUAUAGAUGUGUAAUUAUGAUAUGUCUGUGCCUGUCCUGGACAUAUACAAUUAAAUGAGGAAUGUUAAUGCUCAGGCAGUUAAGAAAAUUAGGCAACUUUUGUGAGAAAACACUUUUUUACAUUUGUUGCUUACAGUUCCCAGAUUGAUUUUGCACUCAAUAUCCAUGUAUUUCCUGUAACCAGUAAAUUUAGUUUGUAACAAAACAUGUACAGCACAGAAUACUGAAAGACAAAUGUAACUUACAAACAGAAUAGCAGUAACAUGGGUAAUAAUAAAACCAUAAGAUCUGAAGAA